AUGGAUGAGUUAAACAGUGAUGGGGGCGUUGUUGGUGACCCUGUUAAAAACAACAGUAGGGUGGUUGAACAACGCGAGGUUUCACCACAACAAAGUGGGAGGACAUCAUCGGAGGAGCGCCCGACUUUGUUAGUAAGGUUGAAAGAAGGCGAUGGGGUGCUGUUGCAGUGGGUCGAACCAGAAAGUGGUGAUAAUUUUUUGUAUCGUGCCUUGACCUCGCAAACUUACUUCGUCACUGAGGAGGAGGGAAGCAGCGUUGAUGGAGAGAGAAAGGAUUAUGGAGGAUCAGGCGAGGGGUUAGACCCUAAUGGACUUGCAAAUUUAAAUGCAUUGGUUGGGGAGGUUGUGAAAGAUGUCGGUGUUGAUGGUGGCCACAACCAAGCUGAGGAAACGACAAAUGUGCAUGAGGGACAGCAUGGCGAAACCGAAGGAAAGGGUAUUUCCGAGGGAGUGGGUUUUGAAGGCACAGACGUCGAGGCGGCGAAGACUGAGGGGGUAGAUGUUCAAAGCAGCGACGGGGAUGAAACAGAGGACGAGGAGGGCAGGCCUGGUGAGAGUGAGGGUGGGCUGGGUGAUCCUACGAUAGAGGAGGACGCUAGAAACACUGAGGACGGCAAGCCUGGAGAGACUGAGGGUGGGGGGGGGGGGAUCCGAAAGAAGAGGAGGACGAAAGAAAAACCGAGGUUGAUGUAUUUGAUGGUUUCGGUGAAGACCUAACAGAUGAGGAGCCGUCGACUGGGAAGACUGUAUUGGAUGUAAGUCACAAAUCCGAUGGUGGCGUUACAGCUAGACACGAGCCAGUGGAACAGGAAGGGGAGUUGGCGGCGGUGUUGUUGGCUAAGGAUCAAUACAUGGUACCUGAAAUCAUUCCAUUGGUUGAGGAUUGCGAUUAUGCCUUCUUUGAACGAGUGCUAAUGGCGAACUUAAAAGUGUUGCAUAUAAAUGCACGUGGAUAUGAUUUGGAGAACGAGUUUUUCAUUAACCUUGCCACAACAUGCAAAUGGGUGACUAGCAUGCAUAUGGAUAUACUGAUAGAGUACCUGGGUAGUCUACAUGCGAAGACGCUGAGAACGAACCGGGCGAUGUUCGUUGCCCCAUGGUUUUCGGCCCAUUUGCAAGGGAAGGGGCGGUCUUUUAGAGCGGCGAGACGCAAAACCCUCGUUGCGACUGAUUCACGGGUAACAAAGUUCCUAACAACGGAGGGGAAGCAGUGGGGUGUCGAUGUAGACACACUUUACGCCCCGAUGAUUUGGGACGGAAAUCACUGGGUGGGGCUUUGCAUAAGGCUGACAACAUGGGAUGUUCUUGUCCUGGAUCCGAGGCCAGGUUUGAAAUCUGUCGAGGAAGUUGCUAUAUUAUUGGCACCAGUUGCGGAAAUGCUUCCUUAUCUUGCGAAGAAGGUGUGUCCUCCCCAUGCUAUUGUGGAGCAUCAGCUGGUGCCUUUCCAUGUAGAGAGGGUAGUUGGAUUGUACGAGAACCUCUGCAGUGGGAACUGUGGCCCAGUGGCGGCCAAGUUCAUGGAAAUUCAUGCAACGAGGGAGGCUAUACCAAGAAUGGCUGGGCUGACGGAUGACCUUGUCGAUAUAUAUAGGAAGCAAUAUGCGAUGGAGAUUUACAGGUAUUGGGUCUUGCCUUUGUACAUGUGAUGAUUGUGGUGACUUGUUGUUUUGGUUAUGAAUGGAUAGGGUAUUUUGUGGUGUGGUUGUAUUGUAUUAAAAAAUGCUUAUUUUGUAUUUUGUAAGGUCAAAUAUUUUAGAUGUGGUGUUUAACUGAACGGAUUAUUAUUUAUAAGGAUGUUGUGUUUUAUUUUA
This is a messenger RNA of Brassica napus (rape), 1811 nucleotides long. RefSeq lists its product as uncharacterized. The transcript is spliced from 10 exons. The coding region runs from base 1 to 717 and encodes 238 amino acids. NCBI's taxonomy places the organism in Eukaryota, Viridiplantae, Streptophyta, Magnoliopsida, Brassicales, Brassicaceae. The record is from RefSeq and is a predicted model, not a curated record.